Messenger RNA from Andrographis paniculata, 1019 nucleotides. RefSeq lists its product as uncharacterized. Lineage: Eukaryota; Viridiplantae; Streptophyta; Magnoliopsida; Lamiales; Acanthaceae. The coding region runs from base 50 to 721 and encodes 223 amino acids. The record is from RefSeq and is a predicted model, not a curated record. The transcript is spliced from 2 exons.
UUUGGAGAUGAUAUUUGAAGUGGUGAGAUGUCCAGAAGGAUAAAACACUAUGAUAGCUGCGUAUUAUUUGGAAGGAUUGGUCAAGAAGUGGUGGAAUAAUGAAAAGGCUUCCGGGAGCAAUUUGUUUGGAUUGCCGUGCGAGGCCUUCAAGGCGAUGAUAAGAGUGCACUUUUAUCGUCCGCACAUUCAAAGAGCAAAGGAGGAUGAGCUUAGUGCCUUGGUGCAAGGUACUAUGACGGUGGAAGAAUACUUCAUGCGUUUUAAUGAAUUGGCUGCCUACGCUCCAGAUUUGACAGUGAACGAUCGGUGCAAAUUGACGAGAUUUGUUGGUGGGCUUAAUCGAGAUCUUCAGUGGUUCUUAGAUGGCUUCAAUGUGUCGACCCUUAAGAAGGCAUACAAGAAAGCAGCUAACAUCUAUCGGGCAAAUCAAAUAUCGUAUGAUGAGCGGAGGGAAGAAGUCCGCAGGGAAGAUAAAGGAAAAGGGAAUGUGAGUGAGCGUUUGAAGAACUAUAGGCGAAAGGAUCACUCAGGGAGGUUCUUGGGUACGCCUUAUGCAUCUCACCCUAAAUUCAUCCCUGGGAAUUUGAGUGAUAGUCAUGGCGGUCCGACUGUUUGUAGCCGAUGUGGAAAUCUCAUCCAGGAUUUUCUUGGGAUGGCAAGCCCAUCACUUGCUAUUACUGCCAUGAGCCGGGACAUGUCAAGAGGUUUUGUCUCAAGUUAGUUGGAGCUCCGAAUGCGAUUGAGAGGACAAUGGUUUUGCAGCAACAAGGUCGUACGUCGCCAGUGGCACCUCUGCAUGCGAAAGGAGGAGGAAGAAGUGGCGAGAGAGGUCACAUAAAUGUCAUGACGAGAAGGCAAGCUGUGGAGAACCAGGGAGACGUCCUGACUGGUGAUGAUGCUUCUAUUAUACCUAAAUGAUGCAUCCACGUCAUAUGAUCGUCGGGGGAAAUGAUAACUACUUUAUCUUAUAAAAUGCUUUUGAAAUUAAUUAUGUUUAAAGACUAAUGCCUUUUGAACUA